AUGUUCUUCAAGAACAAUCGCUCAUGGAAUAAAUGGUUGGAGUUGCCAGUCUUAGUCAAAGAUUGCCCUCUCUCUGCCCAGGUCGCCAUCACUAUUUGGGAUUUAUCCCCCUGCCCAGAAAACUGUAGCAUCAACCACAAUGUUCCAUUUGGUGGAACAACAAUACCACUAUUCGAUAAAGAUGGUGCAUUGAGGAAAGGCCGCCAAAAGUGCAAAGUCUACCGGAGACGGGCUGCGGAUGGUCAGCUUCCCUCGUUGACCCCACACAUUCCUCGACCAAAACGAAGAAAACGCGAUCAAGAGCCUCCUCCUCCCAUCCCAGAGGAAGAAGAAUUGGAGAGGCUGGAACAGCUCUUCAAAAAGCAUGAAAUGAAUGAAAUUCCUCAAAAUGACUGGCUCGAUCAGUUGGUGUUUCAAAACGUGGGCAAAAAGGCUCGAGAAGUAGAUGAACUCGCAAGGAAACGUGCUGCUAUAGCGAAAGCGGCAAAGCAUCAGGCUGUAGGACCGAAAUCCAAUGGUCUUAGGAACGGAAAUGCCAUUUCUGAUGAUGACAGUGAUUCCGACGCCGAGCAAGACGAUGAAGAACACUUUACAUUAUACGUUGACUUUCCCAGGUGGGAUUUCCCAGUGGUUUUUGAGGAUUACGAAUACGAGCCAUCCAAGAUGAUGAAAGAAUUCCAGCGCACGCCUUCAGCUUCUAUUAUUGGUGCAAAACCUGUUCCGGAGGUCCGGUAUGGCCCUGGAAUUGCGGCAGGUGCUACUGUUGUUGAUGAUGAGGAGUACCCUGUCAUCCAACUGUUUGAUCCUGAUCAAUUUUACCAGGAGAAUCCUUGCGAGAUUAAACACCACCGACUUGUGCGUAGCGAUCGAAACGCUUACUCUGAUAGCGACCAGAAGCCAAAUGCGAAAAUGCGGGAUAUCCUUAAUGAUAUUUUAUCAUAUGGUCCUACCCAAGAGCUGACCCCUCAAGAAAAGGAUGUUCUCUGGACUUUCCGCCGUCAUCUCAGUCGCGAUAAGCGCGCUCUGACUAAAGUCGUCAAAGCCACAGACUGGAACCAUCCAAACGAGGCCAGACAGCUAGGAGAACUUAUUCCAAGAUGGGCAAAGAUUGAUAUCGACUCGGCACUGGAACUACUUGGGCCGACUUAUAAUAGUCCAGUUGUCCGAGCGUACGCAGUUGAUCGACUACGACAGGCAGACGAUACUGAGUUGCUGCUAUACCUCCUUCAGCUGGUACAAGCUCUCAAAUUCGAGAAGUACAAAGUCGAAGAGGACGGCUUACCCGCUUCAUCAUUGGCCAAAUUCCUAAUCGAUCGUGCUGCCAACAACUUCACAUUAGGGAACUACCUGCACUGGUUUCUGAUGGUUGAAGUGGAUGAUCAAGGACCAGAUAGCAAUCCAUCGGAUCGAAAACUUUUUGCCAAAGUUGAGUAUCAUUUCAUGGCUGAAUUGGAGCAAAGGGACCCAGAACAGAGAAAGAUCUUAUUGAGACAAGGCGAAAUGAUAGCGGUACUUUCAAGAAUCAGCAAGGAGAUUCGUUUCGGACGAGACAGCCGUCCUAAUAAGAUUGAGCGGCUCAAGAAGUAUCUCGCUGAUCCCAAGAACGAGCUCAUUAAAAUUGACCCACCAAUUCCUCUACCGUUGGAUCCAAGCAUUGAGGUUAGUGGCAUUGUUCCAGAAGGGGCAAAUGUAUUCAAGUCCUCCCUGUCACCAUUGCUGCUAAAGUUCAAAAUUGCGAGCUCGCCAGACUCGUCUGCAACUUCGGCACAAUCUCGAUCACUUUCGCAGACUCAGUACCCGAUCAUUUUCAAGACGGGAGACGAUCUCCGACAAGAUCAGCUCGUGAUUCAGAUAAUCACGCUCAUGAACAAUCUGCUGUUGAAAGAAAACCUUGAUCUAAAGCUCACCCCUUACCGCAUUCUUGCAACUUCUCCAUCGGCUGGCGCAGUCCAAUUUGUCCCAUCAACGGCGAUAUCAGUAGUAUCAUCAAAGUACAAGGGAUCGGUUUUGGCAUAUCUACGGGCAAACAAUCCAGAUACCUCAGGUCCCUUGGGAAUUCGGAAAGAGACUAUGGACACGUACAUCAGAUCAUGCGCUGGAUAUUGUGUGAUUACCUAUAUACUUGGAGUUGGAGAUCGUCACCUAGACAAUCUUCUGCUACAACCUUCUGGUCAAUUCUUCCAUAUUGAUUUUGGAUUCAUCCUUGGACGUGAUCCAAAGCCAUUCGCACCGCUCAUCAAGCUUUGCAAAGAAAUGGUGGAAGGUCUCGGUGGAACUACAUCACCUCAGUACGCGCAAUUCAAACAAUAUUGUUUCACAGCGUAUGCAGCUUUACGAAAGUCAAGCUCAUUGGUGUUGAACCUCUUCAGCCUUAUGGUACAAAGCUCGGUACAAGAUGUUAGGUUGGUUGAGGAACAGAUGGGGUUGACCGGUGGUGCGGUCGGCAAAGUUCGGGAGAGGUUUCACCUUGAGGUCAGCGAAGAAGAGGCUGUCAAAGUGCUUGAUCAAGUAUUGGCUGACAGUGUCAAUGCAGUCUUUGGAGUAGUGAUUGAUCGCCUGCAUGAGUUUGUGCAAGGGUGGCGGGCGUAA
Messenger RNA from Exophiala aquamarina CBS 119918, 2589 nucleotides. Its product is annotated as phosphatidylinositol 3-kinase. The coding region runs from base 1 to 2589 and encodes 862 amino acids. Lineage: Eukaryota; Fungi; Ascomycota; Eurotiomycetes; Chaetothyriales; Herpotrichiellaceae. Gene Ontology annotation, molecular function: 1-phosphatidylinositol-3-kinase activity. Gene Ontology annotation, biological process: autophagosome assembly; autophagy of peroxisome; phosphatidylinositol-3-phosphate biosynthetic process. The record is from RefSeq and is a predicted model, not a curated record. Gene Ontology annotation, cellular component: membrane; phagophore assembly site; phosphatidylinositol 3-kinase complex, class III, type II. The transcript has a single exon.